Messenger RNA from Colletotrichum higginsianum IMI 349063, 732 nucleotides. RefSeq lists its product as uncharacterized. The coding region runs from base 1 to 732 and encodes 243 amino acids. The record is from RefSeq and is a predicted model, not a curated record. The transcript is spliced from 2 exons. NCBI's taxonomy places the organism in Eukaryota, Fungi, Ascomycota, Sordariomycetes, Glomerellales, Glomerellaceae.
AUGAUGAUCCCGGUCUUCCUCCUGGCCGCUGCUGCCGCGUGUCUCGCUCCGGCAGCGGCGCAGUCGCCGUCCACGACGACGGAGAAGUCGACCGUGUGGAUGCCGCCGCGGGCCACCAGCGCCGGCGAGAACAUCUACGCGUCCGUCAUCACGGCGGCGCCAUCAUCAACCGAGUUCUUCCUCGCCUGCACGACGGCUUGGCAGUCGGCGUCGGCGUGCGCGCAGUUCAGCGGCGUCACGCUGACCUACGGCGACGGCACGAUGAAGAUUGGCUUCCGGUCCGACUCGUACGACUGCAAGCGAGGUGCCUCGGCGACGUGCUCCGUCAGCACGGCCAACGCGGCCAACGCACAGUCGGUGCUCGCCGGCCCCGAGUCGUCGGCGUGGUUCACGGCCAUCACCAUCGUCGACGGGCACGACAAGCUCAAGAACGCCAAGAGUCAGACACGGUCGACGACGAGAUCGACAUCGGUGAGCCCAGCGGCGGCGGCAGCAACGACGACAGCUUCUGCGGGCAGCAACGGCAAUUGCAAGCGUGCGAUCAAGGGCAGCAGCAGUAGCGGCAGCGGCGACGACGGCAACUCUGGCGGCACCAGCGGCAAGAAGCACAAGGACAAUAGCGAUGGCAGCGGGUGUUCUGCUGCCAGUGGCGGGCCUGGCGAGUCGGCGUGGUCUCUGGUGAUGGCGACCGCUGCGGCGGUUGUUGGGAGUCUGGUGACGGUGUUUCUAUGA